CUCAAGUUGGCAAAACUAGAAAAUUAUGACAUAAAACCGCUCGAUUAAUCAUCAUUUGUUCAAUAAUGACGUGAUCAAAGGCGGUGAUAAUAGUAACGGAUGGCAGAGGAAGGUGCAGCCGCGAUGUCGGAUGAGGAAGAUCACGUUGAUCCUCGCAUUCAGAUCGAACUUGACAACCUGAAUGGAGCAUCAGAGGUGAUCAACCACCUGGAGUCCCAGCAUGAUGAGGCAACGGCCAAGUUCCGAACAAUGAUGCAAGAAGCCAGCAUUGAGUUAAAGCAACUCAAAAAGAAGCUCGGACAAUGUGUAGACAAGGCGCGACCCUAUUUUGAGUGCAAGAAAUUAGCAAGAGAGGCUGAGUUCAAAUUCCAGUUGGCUCAACUGAAGACUCAAAAAGCUGCGCGACAAUUCCAGCGAGCAAACAGCCUGUACGACGCAGCCAAAGAAACUAUCACGCUAGCUGAACAACGCCUGAUGCAGGAGAAGGGUAGGCCGUUUGAUUCAGCGUGGCAAGAGAUGCUUAACCAUGCAACAAUGAAGGUCUUUGAGUCAGAACGAGAGAAAGCUAAGAGUGAGGCAGAGCACCAGAAAGAGGCUACAGAACUAGCGAAUCUCGAGCUAAAAGUGACCCUAUACCAGAGAAAAUAUGGCAGUAGUAUUAGCAAGGCCCGACACUAUUUUGACCUGAAAGCCAAACAUGAGGAAAUUUUAGAGGAACAAAAACAGCAAGUACAAAACCUACAAACAUCAAUCCAAGCUGCCAAAGAUAACUAUAAGAUAAGCCUUCAAAUGCUGGAGACGAUAUCGGAGGAAAUCCACGCCAAGCGACGUGAAAAGUCAGGGGUGCAGAUUGAGCUGCCUCCGAGAGAACCGGGUGUUGGGGCCGACUCUGAAGGAAGCGUAUCUUCACUGGAGAUAAAUCUAGACUCAGAAAUGGGAAGCAUGAUGUCAUACACACCAGAUCCGUCAGACCAAGAAAACGAAUGCGAGGACGAAGACCACGGUGCAUCUUUUUCUGGGGCGAAUCAAGAUGUCAAAUCUAAGAACAACCAUCAUGUCCGCGCUGGGGUCCUCCUAGGAAUCCAAGGGCUAUCCUUGCAUCACCAUCCGGCUAAUUUUGCACCGAUGCGGACUGACCCAACAAUUCCAUCACCCCUUGGAGUCUCCUAUCCAUCAUUGCAUGACAAUGAUUCACAAAAAGACGAUUCACGGAAAAAAUCGCAUAGCCUUUUAGGUGAACGCUCGAGUCAUGAAGCGGCUGAUGGGGUUAGCAUCGAUGAGGAGUACUCAUUGGGAGAAGGAGCAGAAUUUAAUGGAAAUGGUAGAAAAUCUCGAAGUAAUACCUUAGUAAAUGAUGAUAAACCAGCUAAAUUGGACAGUUCUUGAGGGGUGCGAGUAAAUUUGAGGAAUUCGGGUACAUUGAAACUGUUUUGUUGUUUCGUAAAUUGUAAGAUAAUUGUAAUAUAUAUAUUAAUAUCUUUUUUCUUGAAUUUGCAUUGCCAGGUUUUGGCAGUGUUUGUUUCUUGCAUAUUUCUUGCUUGUGGUGCAGGAAUAAACACAGGCUGUCAACUUGUUUGUAGUAAGUUUUAUACUUCAAGGAAUUAAUGCAGAGCUGGUGUUCCCUUUGUUGUUGAUGACGGCUGGGUUAGACCAAAUUUGCAGACCAAACACAAUCGCCAGCUGAGCAUAGGGUUUUGACAUACAUGUAAUUCUGUAACUGAGGCCUUUAGAAUAACUGUAUACAGCCUUCAUCAAUCAGUAUCUUGCAUGUCUGUUCUAUUCUUCAGUAGUUUUAAUGGAAUCUUUAUAUUAUGAUUGUUUAACAAACCAUAUUGAAGCUUUCACAAGAACCACUCUGUUUCGGUACCCUCAACUUGAUUGUAUGUUAAAGGUAUCUGACGUACCCUCUGAUAAAGAAUCUGUUAUUGGUAUGUUGUAUUCACCUUGUUUUUAACAAACGUUAUUUGGCCUUUCUAUAUGAUUAUAGACACCCUGUAUAAAUUGUGCUUGGCUUAAAGUCUGACUAGGCUUUAUGCCAAAUUUUCAAUGUCCAUGUCGAGAGCAUGAUUGUAUUAAAUGAUUUCUUUCAGUUCCUCUCAUUUUACAGGGAUCUGUAUUUAGAUUUUAUAUAUUUGUUUUACAUAUUAUUUUAUUCAUACAUAUAUAUGUAUACAAAAUGCAAUGUUCAUUUUUAGCUGACUACAGAAACAGUUAUCAUGUUUGUUAUCAUCUGUCAUUGUUGGGGGUGGGUAAGGGGCCGGUUGUAAAGAUCGUAGGCACCAAGGGGGGGGGCUGGUGUAAGAGCUUACUGUGGCACAAAAGGUCAUAAUUCAAUGCAGGUAGAAAACAAUGACGCAAACUAGUCAAGCAUGAUUGUGUUGCACGGAGGGAGAGGCUACAUGUAUGAUAUGUGUUGAUGGAAACUGUUCAGAUGAGUAGUCACCAACAGAAUACUUGGAUAGGAUCGCUUGAAACCAUUGCUAUUUUUGGCAAAAGCUAAGCAAUUUGUUUCUGUGCCUUUAUUUGUUCGUUGUCAUUAUAGGAAUUCCUUUACUUUGCACAUUCCAGAACUUAGGAGUCAUAUAGAUAGAAUGGUGCUUGAAAAGUAGACUGGUAUUAUAAAAUUGAGAAUCAGAAAUUGUGUAGGGAUCUUGCCGACUUCUAUCUGUCCAGUGCAACUUUGCUCUGUUAAUGAGGAAAGCCCUUAGCCUAAUUCCAUUAGGCCCCACAGCUGGCGCUAAAGUGGCCUGUAAUGCAUGAGUCUGCACGUGACGGGCUAGAAAGACGACCUGCUGGGUGAGCCUCACCCAAGACCUGCUGCUGAUCUCAAAUUGUAGUUUCUCAGUCAUCCUGAAGAUGUCUACACCAUACCUAAUAAAGACUGUGAAAGAGA
This is a messenger RNA of Lineus longissimus, 2893 nucleotides long. Its product is annotated as SH3 domain-binding protein 5-like. The record is from RefSeq and is a predicted model, not a curated record. Gene Ontology annotation, biological process: negative regulation of protein tyrosine kinase activity; intracellular signal transduction. NCBI's taxonomy places the organism in Eukaryota, Metazoa, Nemertea, Pilidiophora, Heteronemertea, Lineidae. The coding region runs from base 100 to 1386 and encodes 428 amino acids. The transcript has 8 exons. Gene Ontology annotation, molecular function: protein kinase inhibitor activity. Gene Ontology annotation, cellular component: cytoplasm.